CUGGUCAUUUCUUUUUUUUGUGGAACGACGGAAAAAAGCAAACAUUUAUUGACUGCCGAAACAAUUGAAUUUUUUGCCCUUUGACCAACUAUGGAUAUAUUUAAAGGACCUCCUACGGUUCUCCUUUACACAUUGAUCGUUAUUUAGAGUUCUGGAGUCGGCUAUGGCGAUCUGGGUAUCGUCAAUGAGAUAGCGGAUCUGACCAUAGCUUGUCAUCAACUGAAGUGUUUUCCUUGUUGUCGAAUCGGAUUGAGUUGAGUUCGCUUGAGCGGGAAGCGCCUUGACAGAUGGGGUGUUACAUCAAAAGACAGAGAAACAUCCAUUCUCUAGAUUUGGCAGUGUAUUGGGGUGAUUGCCGGUGGCGUAGACCUGGAUUACGCAUACUUGAUUCCAGGAGAACAUGCGAAUUGUGCCUUUCAUCCGCCGAUCUUUCGCCGCGGCAGUCACUAUGAUUCUGACAUUGUCAGUGUACUGGAGCUACAAGUCCACCACGAUAAGACAUAAAAGGCCGGUUGCAAUAGAGCAUAAGUCCUCUUUAAAUAACUUGGAAGGUGGAAGCUAUGCACAUAGACACUUUGGCUUGGAAAACAUUAGGAAAAAUCAACUUCCGACUCCAGAGUUCAAGAAAGACAAUAAACUAUUUAAAACAUCAACAGAGAUGAGUUACACUACGCCUUCAACUAAAAAUCUUUCAUCAACUGCAUCCAAAAAGAUCAAAAUAGAAUCCAACCCAAAGGAUGCACAAGACUUUGGUAAUGUUUUGCUAAAGCCUGAAGAGUUCUGCUUUAUGAUGCUGGCAGCAAGGCAUAUUAAGGUUCUCAAACAUAACACCAAAACAGUGCCAUGUUUUGUACUGCCGUCACAGCAUGAUAAGCUCCUUCAGCAGAUGCAAGCGGGCAAUAACACAACCUUCUUGGUCAUCAGCACCAAUCCCAAAUCAACCAACUCAGAAUCACUCUUUGUAGACUACAAACAUAUCAAUAGGUACAUUUCCCAAAGCGUCGUUGUAAAAAGCAUUCCACUAGAUGCUCUAACAAAAUCUGAUCUUCCUCUGGUAAUCAAGCUUCAUGUUCUUGUGGCAUCAGUAUCACCAUUGCGAGUGUACCGACACAGACAAGGUCAAGCUAUUAUUUCACUGAAGGAAAAGUGCUCUUUGGCCCAGAUGGAGGAACACCUUGAAAGAUGGCAUUAUAAGGAUGAGCAAAUUGCUUCCAUGUGGGAAAGGAUUGACUGGCUUAUUGUUACCACACUUAUGCUGACAGAGGCCUCCAUGCUCACCUCAUCUAGUGACAAGAUCAUUGAACCCAACAUCUAUCUGCCCCUUGAUUUCCAUUUCAUUUUGAAUGGAACACUUGAUCCUGCUGUAUUAGAGGUAAAAUCAUCAUCAAACAUCAGCCAGAUAGUCAGGCGAGAUACUUCUAGCAUCAUGUCAGCCAUAUCAACACUACUCCCUUCCAACAAUCACAAAAACGAGGGAAUCCCCUGCAUCAAACCAAAGCUUUGUCUCACCAAGCAGCAACAGCUCUUUUCAGAGGUCUCUGAUCAAGAAGAAUCUCGCUCAGGGGGCUUCAUUAAGCUUUACCCUACCCCAGACGGUCAUUUGUAUGAUCCCCUGAUUUCUGCGCUUCAGUCAUCAGUUUAUGGUAACAGUGAACAGGGUCACCAUGGUGCUCCUUCACGUGGGACCUUCCAGGUGCACCACCUCCUCACAGCACUGGAGCAUUACAAACAUAACGACACAGAGGCCUUAAACACAGCAACACACUUGGAUGGUACAACUGGAGAUGCAAGGAAAAGUUACUUGGAAGGGGAUGGAGAGGAAUAUGAGCCAGCACACACUGCAGAUUUGCAGGAAAUAGCUACUAAAGACCCAGAGUGUGAUGAUGACCCAGGAGCUAUCCCCGUACUGACAAACAUUCACACGCACCCACAUAUGGAACUCCAGCCAGCUUUUCGUCAUGACACCGAGGCGUACCAAGCCAGAGUGCCUUUUCAUGUGUUAAAUGUGCGCUUGUGGGGCAAGACGUCUACAUGCUUGUCUGAGGCGAGAAUCAACAGCUACAGAGGAACAGCUCAACCAGCCAACUAUUCCCUUGGUGUCGGUUGGAACGCAUUCGCACUGCAUUUGAUGGAUACGUCCCAUGCCAAAGCGUGGAAUCUGAUGUCAUACAAACUUCACAUCUAUCGAGAGAAGCGUGACGAGCAUGCGCCAACAUUCAGCGGUAGUUUACCCCACGUGACUUGUACUCUAACCCAGGACUGUGAUCUAAGAGUGUUCCCUGAUCAACCUUGUGGAUUGGAGGAUGCCAAGAUGAAAUGGCGGGAGUUCACGAAGCAGCGUGCUGAGUUGGCCGCUUGCACAAGCGGUCAUACCCCAGGAAGAUGGACGUUGCCUUGUGGCCGGUGCAGCGUCCCAGAGUCAUGUCACUGGCAGAAGGCCGUGUGGACACCUCACACUUGUCAACAUAUUACUCUGUCAAAACAGCAAGUCAAGUCAUGUCUGUCGAACAGAAAGGUUUUAUUUGUCGGAGACUCGACAAAUCGUGGCAUAAUGUACUAUUUGAUGGAAAAGAUGAACGGUACGCUGCGACAUUGGGAGAAAACCCACUCGAUGCGAAUCUACAGCGGUGCUUUGAAUGAUGACCGCACGUCUGUCAGUUUCGCUUACUACCCCCAGUUCUGGCUCUCGUCCAACAAGAAUGCGGUGUUUGUCAAGGCGCUGUACCAUCUCAUUGCCAGGUUUAUGCCACUAGAAAACAACACCAAUACUAUCUUGGUUGUGGGGGGCGUUCAUUGGAUGUUGCCAAGUCACGUGACUGCCGUGGAGCACGCGCUUGCGCGACUCGGUUUGAGUGGAAUCAAAGUUGUCAUUAAAGGAUUAGGAUCAGGCUUCCAUCUCCCAGUGCCUGGAUUCGUCACGCUUGACCUGGCUGGUCAGCGGCGCAUUGCACAGCGUAACGUCAUGGUAUCCAGGGCCGCGAGAUCGGCCGGCUUUGAGUUCAUUGAUACGUACAAUAUGACAAUUGCAAGAUACAAAGAAUUUCUUUACGGAAACUGCGGCUGCCACUUUCACAAGGUGGUGAAGAUGGCCGCCGAUGGCGAAGUUCAGGAGGGAUCGCCGCAAUCAUCUGACCACGAAGUUCCGCCCCGAUAUCACGUGAUCGGUCCUAUUAACGCUAUGUACUCCGAGAUGGUCAUCAGUAGAAUGUGUAGCUGACAGGAAGGUCAUCACCAUCAUCAUCACCCGUCGCCAUCAAUUCUUGUUACCAUCAUCUUUUUAACCAUCAUCAUAAUAAUAUUAAUAUCACCGUCACCGGCAUCGUCAUCAUUCUAAUUAACAAGCAUUUUUUAUUCUAUUUUAUUCCAUAUUCGCAUUUUUAUUCUAUAUUAUCUAUAUUAAAAAGGCAGCGUCAUGAUACUGCGCAUGUCUUCAGUCAGUGUUUAUUGUACAAACAGUUAAACUUGUCAUAAUGCCUUGUUAAAAUAUUUUGCAAUAUUUUAUUGAAAACCAUGUUUUUUGACAGUUUGUGGUCAUUUACCUUUGAAUUUAAGUCUCACACAUAUAACAAAAGCUCAUAAGUCAAUAUUAAAAUCAUUGUGUCCGGGCCGGAAAGCUAUUGCAAAGCUCUUACCAUGACACUGCCCCUUUAACCAAGUAUUACUACUGAGCAGACUAUGUUUAGUCAUUGUAAUCCAUUAGCCCAUUCUUUGUUUGUACAUUUUUAAUUCGGAGCCGCACAAUUUUAUUUGCGGACACUUGAGGUGCUAGAAUGGAUUUUCUGUAGUCUUUUAUUCAAUUUUGGGAAGAAAAAGAUACGACAAACAUAGAAAAUUAUUUAUUAAUAACAAAUGCUAAAUAAAAAGAAUUUCGAUUGAAA
This is a messenger RNA of Nematostella vectensis (starlet sea anemone), 3878 nucleotides long. RefSeq names its product cadherin-like and PC-esterase domain-containing protein 1. The record is from RefSeq and is a predicted model, not a curated record. The transcript is spliced from 20 exons. The coding region runs from base 401 to 3217 and encodes 938 amino acids. NCBI's taxonomy places the organism in Eukaryota, Metazoa, Cnidaria, Anthozoa, Actiniaria, Edwardsiidae.